Molecule: messenger RNA, 435 nt
Organism: Abrus precatorius (Indian licorice)
Lineage: Eukaryota; Viridiplantae; Streptophyta; Magnoliopsida; Fabales; Fabaceae
Exons: 1
Coding region: 1-435 (144 amino acids)
Source: RefSeq, a predicted model, not a curated record
AUGUACAAACUAGGACGCCAAAACAUCGUGGCUGAUGCAUUCUUAAGGCAAUAUAAUGACAUUGAUUUCCUCACUAGCCUACAUAUCAUCAAUUGCAAUCUGCACAAUGAAUUGCACAAGGCACUACCGGAAGACUUAGUAACUAGCUCCUUAUUGGACAAUCUGCAAUUAGAUAGCUCCAACAGAUUAUCAACUCGAGAUGAUAUCUUAUACGACCAAGACCAUAUUUAUGUUCCUGCCAUAGGCGACUUGAGAACUCUACUCCUGCGUGAGUUCUAUAACACACCUCUAAGAGGGCAUGUUGGAGUUCCUAAGACAUAUUCACGACUAACAAAGAAUUUUAAUUGGCCAUUGAUGAGGAAGGACGUCCAAGAGCUAGUAUAUGGCUCAAUGUACCAUAUGCCAACAAGUCAAACUACCAACCGAACACCUUAA